This is a messenger RNA of Oryctolagus cuniculus (rabbit), 1578 nucleotides long. The record is from RefSeq and is a predicted model, not a curated record. Lineage: Eukaryota; Metazoa; Chordata; Mammalia; Lagomorpha; Leporidae.
AGUGAAACCAGGGCACUCCACAUGAGUCAGCACUCAGCCCCGUGAGGCUGAGACUUGAGACGUCUCCCUCUCCCUCUUCUUGCUCACCUCCGAAAUAAACCAACGCAUUCCUGCCCUGUUAGCUGGGCAGAGGCCCCAGAGUGCAGGAACAAGGGCACCAUCCACCCCUUCACCCUGCAGCUGCGCCCUCUGGAGGGAUUCCACACACCCUACUCCACCCUGCACUGGGGACGCUGUGGAGCAGGAGCCAAGGAGCAAAGUCCUACCACAGGAGGCCAGGGCAGCCGUGUCUGCAGAGGCAGAAGGCCAGGGCCACAGCAGAAGCGCCACUCAGAGCCGCACCGCCAUGGAUGCCCUGGUGCAUCUCCUGCAGCUGCUGGUUCUGCUCCUGACCCUGCCUCUGCACCUGAUGGCUCUGCUGGGCUACUGGCAGCCGCUGUGCAAAAGCUACUUCCCCUACCUGAUGGCCGUGUUGGCUGAGAAGACCAACCACAUGAUGGAGAGCAAGAAACGGGAGCUGUUCAGCCAGAUAAAGGAGCUAAAGGGGCCCUCCGGGAAGGUGGCCCUGCUGGAGCUGGGCUGCGGCACAGGGGCCAACUUCCAGUUCUACCCUGCCGGCUGCAGGGUCACCUGCCUGGACCCAAACCCUCACUUUGAGAAGUUCCUGAAAAAGAGCAUGGCCCAGAACAAGCACCUGCAGUACGAGCGCUUCGUGGUGGCCGCUGGAGAGGACAUGCGCGAGCUGGCCGACGGCUCCAUGGACGUGGUGGUCUGCACGCUGGUGCUGUGCUCCGUGCAGAGCCCAGAGAGGGUGCUGCAGGAGGUCCGGAGAGUGCUGAGGCCGGGUGGAGUGCUUUUUUUCCUGGAGCACGUGGCUGAGCCGCGCGGAAGCUGGGCCUUCAUGUGGCAGCGAGCCUUAGAGCCCACCUGGAAACACAUCGGGGACGGCUGCCUGCUCACCAGAGAGACCUGGAGGGACCUGGAAAAGGCGCGGUUCUCUGAAGUGCAAAUAGAACGACACCCCCCUCCCCUGAAGUGGCUCCCUGUGGGCCCCCACAUCAUGGGGAAGGCUGUGAAAUAAGCUGGCCCUGGCCCCCACCCCAGGGGUCCCUGCUCCCUCCCCUGCCCCCGCCCCGCCACUCACCCACCAGCCCAAGCCACCUUCUAUGAAAGGGAGCUCCUCUCCUCCCAACCUCUGACCUCUGACCUCUGACCUCUGGCAGGGACAAGCUCUGGCUUCCAUCCCCUCUUCCGCAGAGAAAAACUCCCAGUUCCUAACCUGGUCAGACAGGAAGCAGCUCACCCCCUUCGUGUCCUUGACUGCACAUCCCUGCACUGCUCUCCCCGCUUCUCCAGCUCGCCACCCCUUUCCCUUGUCCCCGGGUGAAGUCCCUCUGCCUUCCCUGGGAGGCUGCAGCUUUGUGCCCCUCAGCCAGGUGCACCCCAGCCAGGUCAUCGGGUCCUCCCUCCCUCCCUCUCUCUGGCCACCACCUCUGUCCACAGCCAUGGAGGAACCAGAAGCAGACCCUGGGAUGAGGCUGCCAAACUCAGUAAAGAAGCCAGAAAUGUUGUCCUCAA